Messenger RNA from Mastomys coucha (southern multimammate mouse), 738 nucleotides. RefSeq names its product chromosome unknown C9orf116 homolog (gene Pierce1). Gene Ontology annotation, biological process: axoneme assembly. Lineage: Eukaryota; Metazoa; Chordata; Mammalia; Rodentia; Muridae. The coding region runs from base 151 to 561 and encodes 136 amino acids. The record is from RefSeq and is a predicted model, not a curated record. Gene Ontology annotation, cellular component: axonemal microtubule. The transcript has 3 exons.
AUUCUAGACUUGCCUCCUAGCCAAAGCAGCCUACAAAAGACCGGCCCGCCUCCCGGUCAGGUGACUUCACUGCCUAGCAACAGGACGCCUUGCCGCAGCAGCCACCGACCUGACUGGCCUGAGCUAGUUUCUUGCGGGGGGGUCCCCAAAAUGUCUGAAGAAAAACCCCAAGAAUGCGCCGAGCCGGAGGAGCCCAAGGCUAAGCCCGUCCCCGAGAAGACGAGCGACUACUACCGCAUAAGCGAGAAGCUCCCAGUCCGGUUCAACAACCCGGCGUGGUUUCAUGGCUACAGGACCAACGAAGCUAUUUCCAUGUACAGGACCAGUAACCAAACCUAUGGGAGCAGAGCUCCCACGGUGCAUGAGAUGCCGAAAGUAUUUUAUCCAUCUUCAAGUAAGUUUUCCAGACAAUGUGCAGCUUUUGGAAUGUUCCGGAGUCAUAACAUUAAUGUUAGCCUGGAGAAGAGCCUAGUGACCGGGCCCGACAAUCACAUCACCCACUAUGAUCGCUUGAACUUCCACCCCAGUUACAAUGUCAACAGGCCAUCCAUCUGUGACUAAGAGAGCUGGAUUCCCCUGAUCCUCCACAGGUGCCUUAUUCUAAAGGCUUCUCAGAAAACACUUUUCCUUUCCAGAGGAGAAAAAUAUGCAAAUAGGGCCAUAAUGUCUUGUGUUCUGCAUUUUAGACAGGAAAGAUGCUGAUAGCAUCUUUGUUUUAUUAAAACGUUGCCCCAGCCU